UUGCGACUGAAACGGAGGCGAGAGGCGGUUGCAUCAGCGACCAUUUUUGCAGCGACGCUGGGCGGAGAAGGAGGCUGCGGUGGUGGCCCCAGAGGUACGAUGGCCAGCCGCAGCCAGAGCCACCACCACUGCCAUUGCUAUAGCCAGGUGUUAAAUUUUUAAUAUUUCUCGACGUCGAACUGGGGUUCCCCUAUUUUCCUGGUUGAUGGUUAUAGCUAUGGUGGCUGAUCGCAAUUGGUAUGUAUUGUUUAAUAUUUAAUUUAAUUAAUUUAAUUUAUUUAGAUUGUAGAGCACUUAUUGAUGUAUUUUAUUAUAUAGAUUUAAUAUAUUUUUUAUUAUAAAACGUUAACAAGUAUAUAAUAUUUUAAGUUUUGUAAAGCAUUUAAUACAAAUAGAAUUAUUAUAAAUUCUUUAUAAAUUUCAACAUAAUACAUAUAAAUUAUAAUUAUAUUUUAAUUUUAAUAUUAUUUAUAUUGUGUCUUUAGGUACGGGCAUACGCUAGUGAAUAUAUAUCUCGAAAUGGGUAAAUUUUAAUUUUAUAAUAUGAUUUUGAAAUUGUUAUAUGUAUUUUUCAUACCACUCCUUAUGGGCCAGACUCAGUCCAAUGGGCCGACUCAAUUGUCCGGAACAUGGCCCAUUUCAUACCACUCUUAGAAGGUCCAGGCAACCUCGUCAAAGAAAGCUCAUACACCACCGAAAUCCGAAAUUUAUAAAACGAGCUCUUUGCAAGUUUCCGGUAAAGCCUCUAUCGAGCUCUUAGCAAUCGACUUAACGAGCUCUCAAUAAAACUCCCAGUUCGUUGGACCGAUCAGCUCGUUGGUCUAAAAAACACCUAACUUGCAUAGAUGACAAAGCUGCUGAACAGUCAGAAACAUGGCCCACUUACUUUAUUUGAAACGGACCAUACUCCUCGAAAUGCGGAUUCCACUCCCAAUUUUAUGUAAAUGAAAAGGAUUGUUUGUCUCCUAUUAUAUCAUCUUUAUAUUUUUAUAUUUUAUCCAAAUUGUAAAGGCUCCUUAUUAUAAAUAGGAAUCAGAGAUAUCAUAAGGGGCAAGGAGAAUAAUCAGAUACCGUCAUUCUAGAAGAAUAAUUAAAGUACGGUCGUGGAGUAGGCAUCGUUCUGGUCGAACCACGUGAAAAUCGCUUGUGUUCAGUCAUAUAUGGGAUCUUUGUUUUAUUUUUCUUGACAUUUUGGAUUCACUCACUGAAGCCCAAAAUGAAUCACGGUAGGUUGAAAUUGAACGUCGACAGAAACUAUUUUUUGUUUUUUGAAAAAUGAAUUCUAUGAAUUUAUAAAAUAUAUAAAAUUUAAAAAUAUUUUUGAAAAAAUAAAAGAAAAUAAAAUAAAAUAAAAAGAAGGCGUUAAUUGAGAAAAAGAAGGGGAGAGUUUCCUAAUUAUAAAUAGAGAGCGGAGACAGCGCUCCACACGCUGUCAACCAAACCAAACCUUCCGUUCUAAUAAAUUACAGCGCUGCUGCGCUUUGUUUGUUCACCUUGUUAAAUUUCAAAUUUUGCUUCAACUUUCAAGUCUCAAUCGAUCAUCUUCUCUGGAACCAGAAUCAAGAAAAGCAUUUUGUCGCUUCCUUUUGUCCGACGAUCAAAACGAUUCCAUGAAUUCUUGACACAUGUAAAGCCACUCCAUGGAUUCUUGAUACAUGAAAUCCUGCUUCCUAACCGGCUCAUACAUUUCUUCGAAUACCCAUCAGAAACCGCACCCCACGAUUCUCCCCUAUCUUGAUCCUCAGUUCCGUCUGAUUCUUUAGGUAAAACUUCCUAGAUUUGGGUGUUGUUAAAACUAUUACCAUUUGGGUGUUUUGGCUUCUCUUUUGAAUGAUCCUGUAAGUUCUAAAUGGUUUGCUGAAUUAUUGAUUCUUUACCUGGUCUUUAUCAAGUUAAUGCCUCUCUGUAUGUUUAUUUAUAUUUUUGAACCAUGGAAAUUAUUUCAAUUGAAAUAUAUUGCAGUUCUAGCUUGCGGUGUUCAUGUAAUUAGGAAAGUUCUUAUUAAUAAUCCGGUUAUCUUCCCCCCAGCUUGAAAUCUUCCUGUUCCGGUGAUGAUUUUUUACCUCUCUUGACAUGCAUUUGAUUAUUUUUGCCCAAUAAAUUAUGCUUAAAUAAGGGUGGAUUAGAUUGACGUGAUUGGUGGCCACGAAAUGGGAAAGUGGUUGAUGUAGUGAAGUGCUUCGAACGUGUUGCUGGAAUUGGUGCCUGGGGAUGUUCAUGUCUUGCUACCUGUCAAAAGAAACAAUUUUCCCUGGGGAUGUGGGGAUGUUUGUCCUACGUUGGUCUUGUGUACCACUGAGAUAUAAGUCCUCCCUCCUGAAGCUUCGCAAGUCUUGUUAACCUUGGCAUGUGAGUGUGUUCAUUCCACAUCGAUCUUGUUUGCCAAUAAGUCCCUCAUAAAGCUUGGAGUUACGGAUUGAUCUCCAGCCUGAGUUGUGAGAUUGAUUGCUUAAAAUUUGUGUGCGCGCGCGCGUUCCUAUCUAUUGGAAAUCCAAAUUUUGGGUGAAACUGGUUCUCCAACCAUUUGUAUGAAGAUGGAACAUCGGGAAGAUUCCAGUUUGAGGACAGAGCAUCCAGUGCAUUUGGAAAUUGAGAUGAAAUUAACCUCUGAAGACGAUAGUGGUCUUCCUCUGCCAUUGCAACCAUCUUGCAAUCAAGUUUGUGCAUUCUCCGAUAGAGAAUAUAUUUCAUCACCAGAUGAGCGAUCAAAGUCUUUAACAAAGCUAUGUUGGCUUAUAAUUUUCUAUGUAAUGUUUAUGGCGGUGGAGGUAGUUGGAGGCACAAAGGCCAACAGCCUUGCAGUUCUUACAGAUGCAGCACACUUGGUCACUGACAUUGCCGGAUUCUCCAUUUCCCUUUUUACAGUAUGGGCUUCAAGCUGGGAUGCCACAUCGCAACACUCUUUUGGAUUUAAACGUCUUGAAGUUCUGGGAGCACUUCUAUCUGUACAGCUAAUUUGGGUAAUCUGUGGGGUGCUAAUUUAUGAAGCAGGUGAUAGAAUUCUUCAUAAAACUGCAAGAGUAAAUGGAAGACUUAUGUUCGCAAUUGCUGCUCUUGGUUUCAUAAUUAACUUCAUUAUGGUGAUGUGGCUUGGACAUGGUCAUGGUCAUGGCCAUGGCCAUUCUCAUUGUGCCUGCACAGGAAAGAAUCACAGUCACAAGGCCGAGGAAUUAUGUGCAAGGACUGACGAAGAGGACAUCACUCUGGUAGCUCAUCCUCAAAAAGAUACCGAAAGAUUGAACAUAAAUCUUCAGGGAGCUUACUUACAUGUCAUGGCUGAUAUGAUUCAAUCUGUUGGAGUGAUGCUUGCCGGAUUGAUUAUAUGGGCAAAGCCAAAAUGGUUUGCAGUAGAUCUGGUUUGCACGCUCAUCUUUUCCAUUUUUGCUCUUGGUUCUACUGCACCAAUGCUUAGAGAUAUUCUUUGUAUUUUGAUGGAAAGGACACCAAGUGAUGUUGAUGUUUCUAGUCUUGAAAUUGGUCUUAAAUGUAUCAAAGGAGUUCAUGAUGUUCAUGACCUGCAUGUCUGGGCCAUCACAGUUGGGAAAACUGUUUUGUCUUGCCAUGUGAUAGUUGAGCCCGGAAUAAACCCAAAUGAACUCCUCCUCAAGAUUAGGGAUUACUGUGAAAGAACAUAUAGCAUUCAUCAUGUAACUGUACAAAUUGAACAGAAAGUAUAGCUUGCGUUUCUUUUCUGUUUCCCUGUAUGAAAGGUAAAGUUAAACAGAAACAUGGCGACAAUGGACAACCUUUAUUCUGUCAAUUUGUGUGUUUUU
Messenger RNA from Diospyros lotus (date-plum), 3773 nucleotides. Its product is annotated as metal tolerance protein A1. The transcript has 3 exons. Gene Ontology annotation, cellular component: plasma membrane; vacuole. Bases 2529 to 3677 code for a protein of 382 amino acids. Gene Ontology annotation, molecular function: zinc ion transmembrane transporter activity. The record is from RefSeq and is a predicted model, not a curated record. Gene Ontology annotation, biological process: zinc ion transmembrane transport. NCBI's taxonomy places the organism in Eukaryota, Viridiplantae, Streptophyta, Magnoliopsida, Ericales, Ebenaceae.